AUGCUUAAGAAUGCGCUCCGCCGCACCCCCGGCACCGGCACAUCCUUCAUCUGCCUCUUCUGCAAGCCCACCAGCACCACCGCCCCCCUCCGCCUCUCGCCGCUAAGGGGCAGCAGUACCCCCGCCGCCCUCCGCACCCUCACCACCACCCCCCAAUGCCUCAAAAACAGCACUGGCAAGCGCAAGUCUAAAGCUAAGGCUAAGGCUAAGGCCGCCGCCGCAGCAGCAGCCACGCCCAGCGAAGAGAGCGCCCUCGACGAGAUGCGCAAGGGAAUUGACGCCAUCGUUGCAAAGCAGCUGGCCGCGGACCUGCCCAAGCCGGCAAAGAAGCAGGCAAAGAAGGGGGACGGCAGGAAGAGUGUUGUCGGCGAGGAUGGCAAGAGGAGGCCUAUGGCGAGGAUGGUGGCGGGGGUGAGGAAGAAGGAGAUGACGCUGACGGAGGCGAUGGCGAGGAGUGGGGCGAGGAGGAGGAGCGUGGGGGAGGAGGAGGAAGGGGAGGCGGAGAAGGAUGUGGCCCCGAGGCCGAAGGGGUUGAAGGUGAUUGAUCCGGAUAAUGCGGCGUUGGAGCCGAUCAAAAUGCAGGGCCACACAAACCCACCCAAGAUCCACCAUGACCUCGACCGCGUCCUCUUCAACCCGGGCGUACACUACCUGCAAGACCCCCGCUCGCGCGUCUAUAACUUCGAGCCGUACCUGCGUGACAUCAUGCCCGUGCACGAAUUCGACUUUGAGGCCGUCGACUCGUACAUCACCUCGUCCAAGGACACCAGGCUCGAGCACCUCGCAAAGUCGCUGGGCAAGAAAUACUCGGGCUCCACCUCCUCCAUGACCUCCAUCCUCUCGCACUUCCACUACCUGCUCUCCCACUGGCGCGGCAUCAACGCCGAGUCCCUCUCCAAGGCCUUCCCCGUCGAGUACCGCUCCUUCACGCAGCUCUCGCGCGCCCCCGUCGCUACCUUCCUCCGCUACAAGGGCGACGGGACAUACGCCAUCGAUGCCGAUAAGGAGUUCGACACGGACAGUAUCCUCUCGCUCCUCGGCCGGUCGCUGGAGAAGAUGCUCACCCUACCCCCCGCGGAGUACGAGUCGCUGCGCAAGGCCAACGCCGCGGAGCGCACAGACGACUUCACACAGCACCCGGAUACAUUCCACUACAGCACCCUCGGCGACUUCCUGAUGCGCUCGCAGCUCGACGCGUACGACCCGCGGCUGCCGGGCACGGGCAUGUUCGACCUGAAGACGCGCGCCGUGGUGAGCGUGCGCAUGGAUGUGUCGAAUUUCCACCUGGGAUCCGGGUAUCAGAUUAAGACGCUCAAGGGCCAGUGGGAGAGCUUUGAGAGGGAGUAUUUCGAUAUGAUUAGGGCCGCGUUCUUGAAGUACUCGCUGCAGGUGCGGAUGGGGCGCAUGGACGGCAUCUUUGUGGCGUUCCAUAAUACGGAACGCAUCUUUGGGUUCCAGUACGUUGGGCUCGAUGAGAUGGAUGGGACCAUUCAUGGCGGAUAUAAUAGCGGUGUGGGCGAUAAGGAGUUUAAGGCUAGUUUGGUGCUGUUGAAUAAGAUUCUUGAUCGGGCGACGGAGAAGUUCCCUGAGCAGUCACUGCGCCUCCAUUUCGAGACCCGAGAAACACAGACACCGCAGAUGUACAUUAUUGCCGAGCCCGUAUCCGAGGAGCAGAUUGAGAAGAUCCAGAACAGGAAUGCGCGCGACAUGAGCGAGUUCCUCAAGAGCCUUGAGGAGAAGCGCGACAGCGUCAUGAAGAAGGCCGAGUCUAAGCGGAUUGCCGAGAAGUUUGGCACCAUUGAGGAGGAGGCCGCUACUGCUGCUGAAGAGGAGGCAGAGAAGAUAGAAGAGGCGGCGGCGGCAGAAGAAGCUGAGGCGGCAGAGGAAGCUGAGGCGGCAGAGGAAGCUGAGGCGGCAGAGGAAGCUGAGGCGGCAGAGGAAGCUGAGGCGGUAGAGGAAGCUGAGGCACUAGAGGAGCAGUUUGAGCAGGGGCAGCAGGGGAUGGAGAGUUCGCUGGAGACGGAGUCGGUUGUGAGGACGAUGGUGGAGGAGGAGACGGUGCUGGAGGCGAGGGAGGAGACUGCCGGGGAGGUUACGGAAGAGGUCUUGGAAGAGUUCUCUGAAGAAGCCACAGAGGAGAUCCCAGAGGAGACCUUGGAAGAGAUCUUGGAAGAGACCUCAGAGAUCUCUGAAGAAACCCCAGAGGAGAGCUCAGAACUCACCUCCGAAGAGACCGCCGAAGAGUCCACCUCCGAGACCUCCGAGUCCGAGUCCACUGAGGCCUCCGAGACCACCGAGACCACCAAGACCACCAAAACCACCCCCCCGAAACCCACAAAGCCGCCCAAGCCACCCAUCCUCGCCAUGACCCUCACAACCUACAACCUCGUCAACAACCGCGCCGUGCUGCGGCCGGACCACCUCACCAAGCACGACAAGUGGACCAUCGAGUACAACAUGGUGGAGGCGGAGUCCAACGACCGCGCAUGGAACACCUACAACAGCAUCAAGGUGCGGCGUAAGAAGGCCGUCGAGCAGAAGUUUCUUGCCGAGGACAGUGACGAGGUGAGUGGGUAUGUCAAGUAUCUGCGGGCGCUGUCGAAGGAGGGGCGGACGUGGGCGGCGGGGCAGGAGAAGAGGUGGGGGAAUGAGAGGGUGGUGUAUAAGGCGGGAGGGAAUUUGGAGUAG
This is a messenger RNA of Morchella sextelata, 2688 nucleotides long. RefSeq lists its product as uncharacterized. The record is from RefSeq and is a predicted model, not a curated record. Gene Ontology annotation, cellular component: mitochondrion; mitochondrial envelope. The transcript has 3 exons. The coding region runs from base 1 to 2688 and encodes 895 amino acids. Gene Ontology annotation, biological process: mitochondrial RNA 5'-end processing. NCBI's taxonomy places the organism in Eukaryota, Fungi, Ascomycota, Pezizomycetes, Pezizales, Morchellaceae.